UUGUGAAGUUGAGCACAAGCAUUCAACUUAUAAAUUUUUGUUGGUCUCAAUUUUUUUGGACACAACAUUUAAUUGCGAUGUCUACUUUGAAGGGAGAUAACAUUUCUUCUAUUUCUUCUGUGGAAACACCUCAAAAAUAUUUAAAUCUGUGGAACGAUGAGUUUGUCCAAUCUAUGGAAACACCAUAUGGGGGAUCUGAAUACCGAGAACGUGUGGAAACACUAGUUAAGGAAGUGAAAAUGUUUUUAAAAGAAAUGCAAACUGGAUUAGAUGGUGAUUUGAUCGAGCGACUUGAGAUGGUUGAUGCAUUGCAAUGCCUCGGAAUAGAUCCAUAUUUUCAGGCUGAAAUAAAAGAAGCUCUUGAUUAUGUUUACGGAUGUUGGGAUGGAAGUGUGGGCAUGGGAUUAGAAUCCAGAAGUGUUACGAAGAAUUUGAAUGCUACAGCUUUAGGACUCAGACUUCUCAGGCUCCAUCGUUAUGGUGUAUCUGUGGAAUAUGCACUCUUGUAUGAAUGGACUCAUACCUUUUCUAGAUGGGAGGCACAAAAUUUCAUUGAAAUAUAUGAAGAGGACAAUUUCAAGUUAAAGGAUAACAAGAUUCUGGAAUUGGCAAAAUUAGAUUUCAAUAUAUUACAGUUUGUGUACAAGAUGGAGAUGAAAAAAGUCUCUAGUUGGUGGGCAGAAUGCGAGAUCAUUAAAUUGAUUUCAAUUAGACAACGUCCCAUGGAAUAUUAUUUGUUAGGAGUUAGUGCUGCAGAUGAAGAGGAAUUUUGUAGUAGUAGAAUGGCUUUUACCAAAUCAACAACACUUCUUUCUUUAGUGGACGAUCUUCUUGAUGAUUACUUAACAUUUGAGCAAGCUGAACUUGUUGUUAGGUCUAUUACUCAAGGUUGGGAUAUUUCUAUUGUACAAGAUAUUCCAGUUGAUUUCAAGAGAAUUCUAGAAUUUAUUUUUCAAACAGUACAUGAAUUGGCAAAUGAGGCAACUGGAAAGCAAGGACGUGACAUGAUGCCAUUUAUUACAAAAGUAUGGGCAGAUUAUGCUGAAGCUAGUUUACAACAAGCACAGUGGAACAUAAGUAAACAUGUUCCAACCUAUAAUGAGUACAUGAACAUUGCAUCAACAACAGCAGCAAUUGGACCAUUAUUGUUGCACCCUCUUCUCUUGGCAACUCAACAUUUAGAAGACAACACUAUUCAAAAGACAUUUAAUAAUCAAUGCAGAUUCUAUGAGCUCAUAUGGAUGUCUUCACGUUUAAUUGAUGAUUUUCAUGAUUACCAGGAUGAUAAACUCCAUGGACAGAUAGCCUCAACAAUUUCCUGUUAUAUGAUAGAUCAUCUUGAAUGUUCAGAAGAAGAGGCAAUAAACCACAUCAACUAUAUGAUUGACCAAUUACUUAAAGAAUUAACAUGGGAAUUUCUAAAUCAAGAUAGUGCUUUGCUUGAUUGGGAAAAGAUAAGCUUCAACUUCAAUAGAGGAUUGCAAUGUUUCUAUGCAUUUGGAGAUGGCUUUUCAUAUCAUGACAAAGGAAUCAAGAACCGGAUAAAGAAAGUUCUUGUUGAUCCAAUAAAAUUCUAAAAAGGUUAGAGUGUUACAUAAGUAGUCCCAAAGCCUUAUUCAAAAUACGAUGUAAUCUAUUUGGCUCUUGCUUUACUAUUUCUAUGACUAGUUUUGUUCCAAUUUUAGUUUUUGAUGGUUUGUGUUUCAAAUUUGUAAUGGGUUGGGGGCCUUCCUGUAGUACCCCUUCCCCGAUCAUACUAUUCACGUGUGUAUUUUGACUAAGUUUGACUUUUUAGUACCUUUGUAGACUGGUCAUGAUGUUUAUGUGCAACUAGUAUGCUAUCAUGAUGACAUAUGCUUUAAUGUGUGUGUGUUUUAGUUAAUGAUGAAUAUGCAUUAAUUUAUUGAUGAUGAUUAACUAUUGAUUUUAA
Molecule: messenger RNA, 1930 nt
Organism: Cryptomeria japonica (Japanese cedar)
Lineage: Eukaryota; Viridiplantae; Streptophyta; Pinopsida; Cupressales; Cupressaceae
Product: gamma-humulene synthase-like
Exons: 9
Coding region: 78-1577 (499 amino acids)
Biological process (GO): diterpenoid biosynthetic process
Molecular function (GO): terpene synthase activity; magnesium ion binding
Source: RefSeq, a predicted model, not a curated record